AAACAAGGGCAGCACGCCGCAGUCCAUGCGUGAAGCGGUUUGAAAUGUUGUCCUGUUUGAAAGACAAAGUGGGAACGGUUCUCUUACCGGGAGAUGAGUUCUCCUUCGAUACCGGCGACACCAUUUCGCUGACAGAGCCCGUGAAGGCGGAAAAGAUUGUGUGCGGUCCUGGUUUGAGGCGCAGCGGAGACCGGUUGCUGGUGAGCAAGAGCGGAGUCCUGCGGCACAAACAGCCCAACAUGUUCUGGAUGGACUCCCAGCAGAAGAGGUACGUUCCCGCCAAAGCAGAGACUGUAAUCGGCAUCGUCACGGCUAAGUCGGGUGACGUUUUCAAAAUAGACGUGGGAGGAAGUGAGCAGGCAUCUUUGUCCUACUUGGCGUUUGAGGGCGCCACUAAGAGGAACCGCCCCAAUGUUCAGGUGGGGGACCUCGUAUUUGGACAAUUCAUUGUAGCCAAUAAGGACAUGGAGGCGGAGCUGGUGUGCGUGGACAGUUCAGGACGAGCCAAUGGGAUGGGAGUUUUUGGUGGAGGCGGUCUUCUCUUCAGGGUGUCGCUGGGUCUAGUCAGGAGGCUGCUGGCCCCCCGCAGUGAACUCAGAGAGGAGCUGGAGCAGCUCUUCCCCUGCGAGAUGGUCGUCGGCAUGAAUGGUCGUUUGUGGGUGAAGUCGUCGAGUAUUCAGCGGACACUUAUCAUCGCCAACCUGCUGGAGAGCUGCGAGAACAUGACGCCGCCGCAGAGACGCCAGCUUUUCCGGAGGGUGGCCCAGGGGGCCUUCUAGAGUCGCUUGUCACACCACAGAAAGACUUUGGUCACAUGGGUGGCGGGCCUUACAUCGGCAUGUAAGGGCCCCUUCACAUUAAAGGGUGGGAUUA
Molecule: messenger RNA, 873 nt
Organism: Doryrhamphus excisus (bluestripe pipefish)
Lineage: Eukaryota; Metazoa; Chordata; Actinopteri; Syngnathiformes; Syngnathidae
Gene: exosc3
Product: exosome component 3
Biological process (GO): U4 snRNA 3'-end processing; nuclear-transcribed mRNA catabolic process, deadenylation-dependent decay; nuclear polyadenylation-dependent rRNA catabolic process
Cellular component (GO): cytoplasmic exosome (RNase complex); nuclear exosome (RNase complex)
Molecular function (GO): RNA binding
Source: RefSeq, a predicted model, not a curated record